Molecule: messenger RNA, 923 nt
Organism: Candidula unifasciata
Lineage: Eukaryota; Metazoa; Mollusca; Gastropoda; Stylommatophora; Geomitridae
Source: the annotation of a GenBank genome assembly
AUGUGUCUUGCGGCUGCAGCAGCAGCUGUGGCUGCCAAGGGUAUUUGCAACACACCUGAUUGCGUCAUUGCAGCCGCCAUGAUGGCUAAGAAGAUGAACCUCUCCGCGAACCCUUGCGAGGAUUUCAGUGAGUACGCUUGUGGGCGCUUCAUUGAAGAAACCGUCUUACCAGAGGGCAGAACUCGUGUGGGCACUUUCAGUGUCUUGAGCGACGAAAACAAGCUUAUCAUGAAAGAUAUUAUCGUGGAGGACAUCAAAGACACAAAACCGCUUUAUUUGACCAACAUGAAAAAGCUGUACCGAUCUUGCACUAAUGAAGCUCAGAUCGAAAAGAUCGGACUGAAACCCUACCUUGAGGACGACCGGACAUUCGUGGACGACUGGCCCACACUCAAUCCCAGCUGGACAGAUGACAGCUUCAACCUUAACGAGGUCAUUGCUCGCUACGAGAGUGUCUACAUAGAGCCUAUCUUCUCCUACUAUGCCUCUACGGACAUGAUGAAUUCCAACCAGAAAGUUCUUUAUCUGAGUGAAGGAAACCUUGGACUGUCUAUGGAAUAUUUUGGCAAACCCAGAAAUGAUUCGGUCAUCAUGGCCUACGAGAAAUACUUGGCCGAAACGGCAAUUGCCCUGGAUGCCAACAGGACGAUCGCAGAGCAGGAUGCCCGAGACGUGGUGGAUCUGGAGAUUGCGUUAUCGAAGAUCAUGGUUCCCAGAGAGGAGAGACGAGACUCCAGAAAGCAGUACAACCUGGUUCAGCUGGGGAACUUGUCAAGUCUGUACCCAGAAUUGAACAUCUCUGGAGCCAUCAGAGAGGCCUUCGCAACCGCCAAUCUCACUCUACCGGAUGAUGAGAGAGUCAUUAACCGCUUCCCGACCUACAUCGGAAACAUCUCAUCGGUUGUCCAGGGAAUCUCUAACAG